AAGUUUAGAAGGCAGGCAAGCUCAGAAGUUCCUUGAAUAAGCUAUAUUCCUACCACCUCAUUUUCCCCCUGUCAGAGGCAUCUGAGCCCCACACAGGAACCAGGCUCACAUUGUUCAAUAGUCACGGACGUUUCCACAGUAGCUGGGAGGGCCGAAAGCUCUUUCCGCUCUUUGUUACAAAUUUUUUUUUUUAUUUUUUCCUUCCUUCUUCCAACUUUCCAGUUAAAGAAUAUUGCCGGGGCAUUUCUGAAGCAAUUCAGGCUGAGCUUCAGAGAAAAGAACAAGAGACAGGUGUAAGUGGGGGGAAGAAGCCCAGGAUGCUCGUGAAGUUUUUGCUGGUCUGUAGCACAGUAGGACUGGCAAAGCUGGUGGAACACGGAGACCAUCAUGGAGAUCGUGAUGGUUCCGUGCACAGCUUAAAGCCACGAGUUCAUGAGAGCUCUGCACACCCCCAGAGAACUCCUCUGCCACGCCAAGAAGGUUACUGGGAGGCAGAAGGGCUCAGGGAGGAUGCUCAAGAUUACCCUUCAAGUGUGAUCUCCUCACAUCAAGAAGAGAGAGGGGAUUUGGAAGCUGCGAGCCCACAGCCCCGAAAUGGGAAUUGGUGUUCCUUCACGCAGUCCCGCCUGGUCACAUACAUAGAAGCCUGCAUGAAGGAGAAGUACAUUGUCAACUCCCAACAGCCCUGCCCAAAUGGAGACCCAGACUGCCAGAAGAUCAUGUACAGGACAGCUCUGAAGCCAGUCUACCAAGUGAAACAGAAGACUUUGAAGUCUUUGCAGUGGAAAUGCUGCCCUGGAUUUAUUGGCAAGGACUGUGAACAGCGUGAUCCUAAUUUUAUACUGGUGCCAGGAACUGAAACUGAAGGACGAGAAGAAGAGUUCUCAAACCACAUGUCAACAUCAGUGGAUUCAAGAGAAAUGUUCGAAGUCAUUCAAAAUCAUGAGGCUUUACUGGAUGAUCUUCAAAGUGAUAUUCAUCAAGCAGCCAGCACCUUAGGUGACUUACAGAGACUAUUUGAGAACAACGGUACAAGCAUGGUGUUAGAAGUGAACAAGAGCAAUUCAGAUCAUCAGGAAAGGUUUCUGCAGCAAGUUUUGUUUCCUCAUGUGGAGAAUUUUCUAAGGAAACAUUUUAACCCAAUGUGGGCAAGCUUCAACAAAAGUUUACAGAACCUCUCCAACAUAGUAAGAAAUCUGUCCCAUGAUGUGGAAGCCAACAAGAAAAGCAUAGAACGAUUCCAAGAAAGCACUGUGCCCAAGAAGGAAUUCCAGGAGCUGGGAACUAAAUUUGAAUCAAAAGUCCAAGAAAACAUAGUGAAAGUUGAUGAGGUGAAAAGAGAUAUAGAGAACAAAGUGCACGUGCAGCAGGCGAAUAUUCACUAUAAUCUCAGCACGCUCAAGGCAGAUACUGACACAAGACUCAAGAAGCUUCAAAAGAUACAGCAGUCCCAUUUCUUAGCUUUGAACAACAGCAUAGCAAACAUGAAAGAAGAGCAAAACCUUCUUGAAAAUAAACUGGAAGCUUUGAAAAAAAAUUUAACAGAACUCUCUUUACAUCAUGGUCCCAAAGAUGAAAACAGCCAGUUAACCAUCAAACAUAUGAAUGAAAUACUGUCAGGGCAUGCCAAGCAGCUUAAAGAACUUUACAUGGAGUCAGAUGUGGCCUUUCAGAAUAUUGCAGUUUUAGAGAGAUGGUUUAAGGAGUUAAAGAAAAACAUCUCAAAGUAUAGGCCAGAAGAUCUUACAAUAACUUUAGCUGAGAAAUCCGUUGUUAUGGAAGAAAACAACGCAGCAAUGGAAAGGCAGAUAGCAGAGCUCAACUACACUCUCUUGAACCUUCAGGAAAACUAUUCAGAUCUGCUGCGGUACAUGGAGGAAUGCAAUUGCCAGAGAGUAUCUACUGACACUGAUGUGCUGGAGGAAGAUCCAAGGAAUAGCACUUAUUCCCUUGAAGAUACCCAGCCAAAGGAUAUGAAGCACUUGGAGUCAGUUUUCAGAGAUUUCUUCAAGAGUGAAAUUGAAGAGCUCUCCUCAGCUAUUCCAUCCAUCCAUCUGUCUCUUAACCUCCGUCAAGAAGAGAACAGACAGCUUCAGUCACAGGUUAUGGCUUUUUCAGAAGACAUGGGCCUGCUGAAGAAGAAAGAUGAAGAAAUUCAUCGAUACAUCAAGUAUCUCAACAGCUCUUUUAGCUCUCUUUUGAAAGAUGCAAUGCGGCAUGAAGAAGCACUAGAGGCCCUACUGAGACACGAAUUUCUGGAUGUCUUUUUUGAAGAUGAUUUUAGUAGCCUAAUACCAUCAGUAUUUCAGCUGCAAGAAUCUCUCAGACACUUUUCAGAUAAACUGCAAGAACAAAAUGUGACUUUAGAAUCUCUUACCAGGAGAUUUCAUCCCUUGGAGAGAGGUCACCAGAAUCAUCAUGAUGCUGACAUGCCUCCUAAGCACCCUGAGGAGGAAACACAAACCUCCUCCACUCUACAUGAAGUCAGCAGUCAACGCAGCGUCAUAGAACACAUGGAACCUAACUAUGAGGCUGCCAAAGAUGACUCCUUGGAGAGCUCAGCUUACAAUGAUAUCAUGACUCUGAAGAAUGAUAUCAAACAUCUGAGCCUGGCAAUCAAGAGGCAUGAAUCCAGAGGUGACAUAAGUCUCUGCUGCAAUCAUACAAUAGCAAAUGCAAUUGAGCCACUCAACGUUUCUGUAGAAAUUCUCUCUGCAGAUUUAGCAACCAUCAAGCGGAAUUUGGAGGAACAUAUGGUGACUUUCAAAAAACUAUUUGGAAGUAAUGAAGAAUUAGGUGCCUCAAAUAUAAGUCUGGAUGUUACAAAGAUUCAGUCAAUGCUGCAGAAAAAAGGGAGAAGGCAACAGAAAGGUCAAGACAAGCAAAGAGACAAGAAAAGAUCUGAGAAGCACAGAGAAAAUACACAAACAAUAAGUGGAAGAAAUACAGUGCAGACAGAGUUUGUGGAAAAAGACUCAUUGGUGGCAUUCCACGUGGGAUUCUCAGAAAGAAAGGAUAAAGAAAAAACUGUGAGGUUUAAUGAAACGUACCUCAAUUAUGGAAACAGCUAUUUCUCUGAACAUGGCCACUUUAAAGCACCACACAAAGGUGUCUACCUGUUUGUCAUCUCUGUGGAGUUCAGUUCAGGACCAGCACUGGGACAACUCUCCUUCAGCCGUGGGUACAAAAGAACUCUCUCAAGCAGUCAGAGGAAAACCCCACAUGGAAACACCAUGACUACUUUUGCUAUAGCAGAAAUGGAGAAGGGGGAGACAGUGUGCUUUGAAUUGCUGCACGGCUCUGUAGUGAAGAGAAGCCCACCUGGGACAACUAUGGGGGGAUUCCUAAUAUCUAAAACUUGAAUAAUGACAUUUAUGUUUUAUUAAUCUCCUUCCAUAGAUGCAAUGGAUGCAUUCACUAUUGCUUCAUCUGUGAUGUAUUCAAUGCUACUGCAUGUGUUUAAACAUAGCACUACCCUAGGUUUGUCUUCAUGCUUCUUUUCUGGAAGUGUUUGGCUUUUGAUUAGUUGCUUAUGAGCAGCAAUGGGAUUUUCUUUCAAGUGAAAAGCUAAUGGUUUGGACUCCAGAAGUAUCAGCACAUACAUCCCCAAAUCCUUCCAAUGUGAGAACUGCACAUAAGUGUUUUGUGGGACUUUCUUCACUUUUAACACAAAUUUCUCCCUUCCCUUGGCAAAAGAAUAUCCUCUCAUGACAAAUACCCCCAAUCAGUGGCAAAGAAAAGAUUUUAGGUAGGACUGCACCCUCUCAUGUUAUGUGGAUGGUACCUUAAAACCCAGAAGCCAAGGGAAUUUUACCUUUUAGUUCUCUGUGGACCAGAGACUCUCUUGGAAACUUCUGCAACUCAUUCCAGUGUUUCAGUCUGUGCACAACAGGAACACUAGAAGAGAUCCAUCAAACCCAGUAAAAUUCACAAUAUUGCCAGCAUUUGCAAGCAAGGAUCUCCUAAAUGGUCCAGUCGUUGUUUCUUGGCCUGUAAUGUAUUUCAGCUACACUGCAAAAUUUUAAAGCAUUAAAAUUAAGAUGAAUUACAUUUACAUUUAGACAUCAGGAAAAUGUCAACAAUAUUUUAGAAGCAUUGGUGAAAAUGUAGUUUAUUUCUGAAGUUAAUCCUGGAGAGUAUCAUGAAUUCAGCCCAGAGUUCAGUAUUUAGUAAAUAUUUUAAAACCAAGUAAGCAAAACCAAAAUCAAAAGGUAAGCUCAUUGGUCUGUUGUCUCUGUUGAAUAUAAAUUUGUAAUUAGAGUAAAUCAAAGAGUAGAACUUCUGAAAUGUAGAGGGUUUUCUAUUUCUAAGACUUCAAAGUGACCAUGCCUGGUCAUGUCUUUAACUUUUCUUCUGUCAAAUAAAACUUUCCAAAGACUUUCACUCUAAAGAAGUUCAAGUAUUGUGGUGUUUUUAUCUAUCCUAAUACCUUACAUAGCAAUAUUAAAACAACUAAAUUUGCUAAAAUGAAAUGCACUUUGAAAUUUCCAGUAUUUUUCAUGAAGAUAAAUUAUUAUGCAAAUUGCACCCUUUUAGGGUAGCAUUUUUUAACAAAUCUAUUCUGCUGUUAAGAAUUUUCUCCCCACCUACCUGUAUUAUAAGCAAUACUAACCUAUCAUUAAUUAUUAAAAACCCCCAACACAUCGGUACCAACACACAAUGCACCUAAAGCAACAGUCUGACAAGCAGACAACACCUAUCUUCUGAAAUAAAGCAAAAAGUAAUUUCAGCUGA
Molecule: messenger RNA, 4734 nt
Organism: Haemorhous mexicanus (house finch)
Lineage: Eukaryota; Metazoa; Chordata; Aves; Passeriformes; Fringillidae
Gene: MMRN2
Product: multimerin 2
Exons: 7
Coding region: 318-3362 (1014 amino acids)
Biological process (GO): negative regulation of cell migration involved in sprouting angiogenesis; negative regulation of vascular endothelial growth factor receptor signaling pathway
Molecular function (GO): protein binding
Source: RefSeq, a predicted model, not a curated record